Dromaius novaehollandiae (emu) is the source of this 3727-nucleotide messenger RNA. RefSeq names its product src kinase associated phosphoprotein 2 (gene SKAP2). The transcript is spliced from 13 exons. Lineage: Eukaryota; Metazoa; Chordata; Aves; Casuariiformes; Dromaiidae. Gene Ontology annotation, molecular function: protein binding. The record is from RefSeq and is a predicted model, not a curated record. The coding region runs from base 142 to 1167 and encodes 341 amino acids. Gene Ontology annotation, cellular component: cytoplasm; plasma membrane.
CCGCCCCCGCCCCGCCCCCGCGGCCCGGCGCCUCUGUUGCCGUUGCGGCCGGGGCGGGGCAGGGCCGCCGCUUCCUCCCUGGCGGGGCCGGGGUCGCCCCGCCCCGCCCGUGGCGUGCCCGGUCUGCCCGGCGCCCUCAGCAUGCACGGCGCGCUCGCCAUCCCCGAGGACGUCCGCAGCCUCCUGGCAGAUGUAGACAUAUUUAUUUCGCAAACCCUAAAAGGAGAAAAUCUAUCCAAGAAAGCAAAGGAAAGAAAGGAUGUGCUUCUUAAGAAGCUAAAAGAUGUUAAGGCAAGCUAUCCUCAAGAAUUCCAGGAUAAAGAACUGGAAGAUGAGGAAGAGUCUGAGGGCUCUUUUCCUUCACCUCCUGACAGUGUCUCAAUAGCAUCUGACCGAUACGAUAAAGAGGAUGAAGCACCCUCUGAUGGGAAUCAGUUUCCUCCUAUUGCAGCUCAAGAUCUUCAGUUUGUUCUGAAGGCUGGAUACCUUGAAAAGCGCAGAAAAGACCACAGCUUUCUCGGCUUUGAAUGGCAAAAGCGUUGGUGUGCUAUCAGUAAGACAGUCUUCUAUUAUUAUGGAAGUGAAAAAGACAAACAACAGAAAGGUGAAUUUGCCUUAGAGGGCUACACCAUCAGAAUGAAUAAUAGCCUUCGGAAGGAUGCAAAGAAAGAUUGCUGUUUUGAAAUCUCUGCUCCUGAUAAGCGCAUUUAUCAGUUUACAGCUGCCACUCCCAAAGAAGCAGAGGAAUGGGUACAGCAAGUCAAAUUUGUAAUUCAAGACAUGGAAUCUAAUACUAUUCCUGAGGAGGAGGCAGAGGAAGAAGAAUAUGAUGAUGUUGCACAAAUGAGCAGUGAACCAAUAGAUGACAGUAUUUAUGAAGAACUUCCAGAAGAAGAAAGUGUUCCUCCAAAGACUGAAGUGCUAAGAAAACCGAGCCAGGAGACAAUUACCAUCGUUUCAGAUGAUAAAAAUACCGAUUAUGCUAAUUUCUAUCAAGGUUUGUGGGACUGCACAGGAGAUGUACCUGAUGAGUUGACAUUUAAACGUGGUGACGUUAUCUACAUUCUCAGCAAGGAGUACAAUAGAUUUGGCUGGUGGGUAGGAGAAAUGAAGGGAACCAUUGGCUUGGUGCCUAAAGCCUACAUAAUGGAGAUGUAUGAUAUUUGAGAGGCCUGGGAGAAAUCUGCAGUUGAAGCAAGAGCGGUGUGCAGCUGCAGUUUACAGACCCAGCCUCCGAAAGAAGAUUCUGCCGUACACAUUUUGUGGUUUCGGUGAAUGUAGUCAGAUCACUGCCUUGUAUAUAUUAAACAUUAAAAACCGUAAUUGAUCAUCAUUUUGAGGAAAUGUUCAUCUUACUUUUUAUAGAAUUGUAAUGCUAGGAAAUGAAAUAGAUGAUAAUUAACAUGUGGGGCACAAGCAGUCAAACAGUGCCUGUUGCUUUUUGCUUAAGCAUAUUAGCAGCACUCCAUAUUUUUAUAGGUUUGUGUUGUUUCAGUGAACUUGGCUAACUUUGAAAGUAGCAAAUUAUUAUUCACUUCAUGCAUGUGUUAAUCUUUUGAUGUAGCAGUUCACAGUGAAUUUUGUGAGUAGAUGCUUAAGAAAAUCAAAGGAAAUUCCUAUGUAAUAAUGUGAGUCUUAAAGAUACUAUGCUUCAAAGUGAUUAUUUUUAAAUUUCAACAAUGAUUUAUUUUUUCAUGUAUUUUUCAUAUUGUUAAUGUUAAUAUUUUGUUAUCACAAAAUAAAGGAUUGGCUCCUUUGCUAAUGUAAAUCAGCUUAGUUGGUAAUACUGCUGUGACACUAUUCUGCCAUGCAAACAUGAAUCGUGAAAAACUGGCAAAAGACAGUGUAUUAAGAAAGACCUAUUUUUUGGUAAACCGACAUGAGAUAAACAGCAAGUGAGAGUGAUUUUGUCAGUGAUGGUGAUGAAAUAUUCUUUUUACCUGUUGCUUACAGAUACUUCCACAGUGUCAAAUCUGGAUACCUUGUUUGUAUGUGGAAACUCUGGUACAAGUUAUGCAACAGACUCAGUUCAGCGUUGUGGUUAACGAGGGCUGGCUACAGCCCUAGCAGUACCAAGUCUAGAACUUUGUGGCAAAAAGCAUCAGUCGAAAUGUUAAAACAAAAAGCUCACUAAAAUAUUCUCACUGGUGGACAAGGGAUUGGCUGGACAAGUCAGAGUUAAUGCUUUAAAUCCUCUUUUUUGGGGGGAUGUGUUUUGCUGUUAGCAUUUAAGAUCAACUUUUUUGAAUCCUCCCACACACUUGAUUUGUGAGACCCUUAAUCUGCCAAAGAGGCAGGUCAAGCCAGUGUGCGAGUUGCUGAGCCUGUGCAGGUCCCCUUGUAGCUGCUCGUGCUGUUUAUGCUUCAGGCAGGCCCUGGAAACUGUAUGGGUUAAAAGGUAACAUUAGUCUAAACUCAGAAUUAGAUCCUUCUAACAAGCUAAGAUGUUGUGCUUUAUUUUAACUAAUUUAUUUUACUUUCUGGUACACCGAAUUCUAACAGGAGUCAAACAGGGCAGAGAGCUUUCUUACAAUUUUUCUUAAAGAAAUAGUCAUUGAAAUUGAUUCUGUAUGUUAUCUGUGAGGCAUUAAAAUGAUAGAUUAUAGUCUUCAGAUCUUUUACUACUUUAAUUUAUCAAGUGUACUUUUGGAUUGUGUACAGAAUGUGAAGCGUUAAUAUCAUGGCUAUAAAAGCUCCUUCUCUCUUGUUAACAUGGCAGCAUAAUAAAUCUGCACACCGAAAUGUCUCUCUAUUAAUUAUGUAAUUCAGAAUGCCGCCGCCACCACCUACCCUCCGUGUGGCAAAUUCCCUUCUGCCGAGGCUCGGUGUAGCUCUUCCUGCGUGGCACGUUGAAAUUUCACCCUGGAAAGUCAGACGAGCCGGCGGUACAGUUAGCGUUCAGAUACAGGCAGGCCUCGGCCUCCGAUUUCGCUUCGCGAUGCCCGAGCGCAGCGCGGAGCCGGGCCGGGGCCGGGGCCGGGGCUCGGCCCUACGCGGCGGCGGCGGGCGGCGCUGGGCACUGCGGUGGCUCGGCAGUAGAUGGCAGCAAAUUUUCGUAGCACGGGAGGAGCUGGAAACCCUUCCCCCUCCGGCGGCUCCCGCACGGGCUGCGGCGCAGAGCGGUGGGAGCCCCGCAUCCGCUUUUGCUGUUAUUCCAGGAGAGGGAGUCCUUACCCAAGUGAUGAGUAGCAGGCUUGCGGGGCUCUCCUCCUCCGGGGUGGUGGCAAAAAGAGAAAUAAGGUGUCUUUUGUCUAUAGUUCUCCUGGCCUUUAGGUCUCUCCCCGCCCCCCUUUAGUACAUACAGGGGGUAAGUAAGCAAGCUGCCUUAAAAUUCAGAACGUGACAGAAAGAUGUGCUGAAACUUGCUUGAGGUGUCUUGGAAUAAACCAGCAAUGGACCACAGAUAAACUGUUUACUUUAAGUCCUUGCAAAUACCAUAACCUUUUUUGGAUAAGCAAACCUCCAUUAAUACAACUUCAACAAAUCUCAAUGUUAGAAAAUGCUAAUUGCUUUAUUUUCAUUGUUUACCUAUGUUCCAUUCCCCUUUCUGGGACAGAAGGACAGCUAAUUUUCUUAAAAAGGUGAUUGUAAGUCAUAUUUUGUAGAGCAUUUUACUUGAUUAUUUGCUCUGUUCUGAAUUUGUACUGUACUGCCAUUAGAUCUUACAAUAAUGUUCUACUCUGCAAAUUUUUAAGGUUCAAAUAAAGUUUAAUUGUUUGCAAACUGU